AGAAGAGAGAGAAGGCUCAUUUUAACGCGGCUAACGAACGAAGACAUCAAAAAUUGUAUUUGGCAGUUUACCCCGAUAUAAGCGGAUACUUGUCUGUAUUUAUAUGUUUUUUUUCACGGAGGCACGUGAAAGAAGGUUGUGAAAAAGUACUCAUGCGUAUUAAAUAUUGGAAACCGGAUCAAGCGUGAACUAGUGUUGUCGGAGAGAUCAGGUAACCGAGCAGAGGAUGAACUGCUAUCUCUUCUUUUGUGCUGUAAUUGCGUUCCAAACCGCUGCCAUCGCUACACAGAGCUUAGAAACUCGCGGACAAGGCAUAACGUUGCGACACAAGCGGGCUUCAGCAAGCAAAAACAACACUUGUACUGAAGAGGAACUGAAGAAACCCACCGGCGCCAUUUUAAAAAAGCGAAAGCAAAGUAUCGAGAACGAUUCCUCGACUUUCCUUCCAGGUGAAGAGGCUGUUUUCGUAUGCAAAGAUGGAUAUCGACUGCAGAAUGGUCAACUGAAAUCAUACACCUGUAAAGCAGACGGAAACUGGACUUUAAACGCUAAGAACAAGUCAGAGGAUGGCUUUUGUCAGAAGGAUCCCUGUGGUGCAAGGGUCAUAGACGUCACUGGAAGAGCCACAGGAGUCCUAACUAGCGAUAUAUUCCAGCAAAGUCAAUCUGACGCGAUUGUGAAUUGUAGUUGGACACUUAAAACGCAAGAUCCGGGCUUUUACAUCAAGUUGCUUUUUGAAAACUUCACCUUACCCGAGGACUGUACUCAAGAUUUUGUGACAUUGGAAAAAGUACGAUUUUGGGAUUUCAAAAAUGAGAAUUGCCCCUGCGAGGAGAGUAAAUCUGUUUGUAGGUUUAGUGGCAAGCACGCCCCAUCCCUCUCUCGGUCCGUCACAAAUGAAACAACGGUGAACUUCUACUCGUCAAACCCAGCUAAGUCCUACUUCAAAGCGAUAUGGUUUAACGUGAAUGGUUUGUUUCCGGAAGGAAUUGUUCCCGCUCCAGACCCCACUGAGAGUCCUGAAAUCGUGAAUUCCAAGCUCGAACUGACAACAGCACCUGAGUCGAAUACGUCCUUCACAGUUGCCCUCAUCCUGUUUACACUCAUAUUUUUCAUUAUCGGCGUCGUGUUGGCGUGUAAAGUUGGCCAGCGGUAUCUGGGGCCCUCAUGCAGCUUUGGUGCCUUUUUUGCUUGGAUCUCAAGUUUACGCACUUCCCAGGCCCCAUUAUCGACGCAACGCGGUGCAACGUCCUCAGAAGAAAGAGGCUUAAUGACAGACACUGACAGUCCCCUCGUAACGGAGCGGGUUGUCAUACGGGGAUUACAGCAUUCUCCGUCAACAGAGGAUGAAUCGAGUGCAUCUUCUCGUGAAAGCUUACAGAAUGUUGUCUGAUGGAGUGAAUUCGAGUUGCGCCGGAAACUUCAAGUUAUCUGUAAUUAGAACCAAGCUAGCAAAAUUUCGAGGGUCCGGAGCCUUUUUUCAAUCGGAAGUCGUGUCGUAAAGAAGAAUAAGUUUAUAUGAAACUGCGAGAAGUUGAAAUCUGAAAGCAAAACUCAGAUUUGUAGAAUGGCGCCAAGCGCAGUUAAAUGUUUUGCUUCUAGGUCUGAUUUUUCACCUUCGGCCGAGUAUUAGUUAAAAAAGCCUCACAUAAAUCUGCUUACAACCUUUUCUUAAGAAUCUCUGUGCGAGACAUCAAUAAACAACGCAAAUUCA
Molecule: messenger RNA, 1714 nt
Organism: Pocillopora verrucosa
Lineage: Eukaryota; Metazoa; Cnidaria; Anthozoa; Scleractinia; Pocilloporidae
Product: CUB and sushi domain-containing protein 1-like
Source: RefSeq, a predicted model, not a curated record